Molecule: messenger RNA, 1356 nt
Organism: Verticillium alfalfae VaMs.102
Lineage: Eukaryota; Fungi; Ascomycota; Sordariomycetes; Glomerellales; Plectosphaerellaceae
Product: Pth12p
Exons: 4
Coding region: 1-1356 (451 amino acids)
Source: RefSeq, a predicted model, not a curated record
AUGGCUGCCCCCUCCCAACAUGCAGGUUUCAAGAGAGAGUACCCCUGGGACAGUGGCAGCUCGAUGGAGUAUGUAGCACACUCUCGGCCCCAAACCGACAGGAUCGAGCUGCCAUCCAUUCGCCAGGCCUUCCCAGAAAUCAAGCUGCGUCUUCAGCCUCCAGAGGCACCCGCCAGGACGACAUGCUCAACCACUUCACCGGUUGUCGGUCUUGCGGGAGUAAUGACUCCCCCAGAAUAUAUACACUCGCCAAGCUCGGCGUCCAAUAAGCGCCGCCGACUGUCAGUAGAAGAUGAACAAGACAGGGAGAGAGCAAACCGAGUUCCACGGGCGUACGAGAAUCAGGGCCAAGCACACCAUCACAGGCAACUGUCCCCUCAACGUACACUACCUGGGCCACCAAACGAUGGCUGGGCGACAUCUGCAAGGACAAGCCCUUACGCAGCACACGCCCCGAUGCCUCCUAUGCGUCAAGCAGUCCCCAUGGAAGUGUACGAUCGCCAGGAACACCGCCCCACACUUCCUAGUCUGCCUCACAUGGCUUUGGAUCGCGAGCCUAUGCACAUGCAGCGGCAACGAGGGCAUUCGAGCGAGGAGUUCCAACCCAUCAGAUCAGCAGCAGGCAUGCCCAUGCCUAACGCUCCGGGAAUGGAGACUGCACAAACUUACCGAGCAGGAGGCUAUCCUUACAGCUAUCACCAUCCCAACCGGGCCCAGUCCCUCUCCCUGGGAGCUAUCGCCCCCUUUGACCGUACGCCAUUCUCAUCAGCCGCUCCAGGCUUCAACCCGCACUACCAGGACCUCAUGAGGCUCGGUGAGCUGGGUGGCAUGGGCAUGCAUGGCGAUAAUAAACAGCGCAAACGUCGUGGCAACCUUCCAAAGGAGACCACAGACAAGCUCAGGGCGUGGGCCGAAGACAUGGCCGUGAACAAAAGGCAGAUUGACGGAAGUCUUUCCUCGGUCAUCGACUUUUCGCCGUGUACGCUGUCGAUCAUCCUCUACCCACUAGGAGUUCGCAUCGCGCGCACUUGGCAAACCGGGGCGAAUCGGGGGACGAAAGGGCACGGAGCCAGGCAGAUGCACAUGAAUAUCUUAUCCAUCGCCCACUCCUCCCCCCUCUCGAUUAGACGCAGGUCACCCACCCCUUCAUCGGGCAAUUUCAUUUACGCAACCGCCUUGGCCUUCCUUGCCCAGGGUCAGGACCGGGUCCAGGGACAGGGCCUAGGACGAAGGUCGCUCGGUGCCAAGCGACCCCUGCCCACCGGCCAGACACAUCGACACGCCCUGAGAACGAGACACGCCCCCCCCCCCCCUUCUCCCUUAGUGGCUGUUCGUGUCACUGAUGGUGGCCCCUAG